Molecule: messenger RNA, 4136 nt
Organism: Zalophus californianus (California sea lion)
Lineage: Eukaryota; Metazoa; Chordata; Mammalia; Carnivora; Otariidae
Gene: RAB27A
Product: RAB27A, member RAS oncogene family
Exons: 7
Coding region: 1281-1946 (221 amino acids)
Biological process (GO): melanosome transport; positive regulation of exocytosis
Cellular component (GO): melanosome; secretory granule
Molecular function (GO): GTP binding; GTPase activity
Source: RefSeq, a predicted model, not a curated record
UUCGCCUGGGAGCCCGCAGAAGCAAGCCCAAAGGCCACUGUCCAUACCCCGAGGACACUGGAGGAGAAAUUUGGCUGCCUCUGAGCGGUAACCUGGUGGCCUGAACCACUUUCACAGCUGCAGAUCCAAGCUGGCGCAUACGUGCCGGUCCGCGCUGAGAGAAGGAAACCGCUGGGGGGCAGCAAAGGCUCGCAGGUUUCUCCUUACAGCGGCUGUUCUUUAUAUUGUGCCGCAUUUUGCAUUUUGCUUUUUUUUUUUUUUUUAACGAAUUGCUCUCUUUUAGAAAUUUAAUUUUCGAAUCCGAACUGCAUUGUAUGAGCAGGGACCCCGUUCGUCAUUUCCUCUCAGAAAUACAUUUUUUCCUGCCAGAAUUUUACUUUUUCUCCCUCCUGUCAUUUCCAAGAAUACCAGAGCUUUCCCUUGCCCCAGGAAGGCCAGGCCCAGGCGGAUCCGAGUGAGGAGCUGGCGAGGCGUAAUGGACAGUGGCAGAGCCGGACGCUUGGCGCGGUUCCGGCCCCUAGGGAGCUGGACCAGGGAGUACCCGCAGCAGGAGCAUACUGGGCCUCAGGAACCCUGGGUGGGGCCGACUUUGCAGCUGCUCAGCACUCUGGCUACUACAGUGGAGACACGAUCUGAUGCCCUGAAAAAUACCUAUAGAACCUGGCUUUUGGGGGAGAAGAUUUGAUGAGAGUCACCAAACCACACCUCGCAGCUCUUGGAUCCUGGAGAAGUUUGUAAAUGUCACGUCUGUGUCUCAAGACGAAAACAACUCACUAAGGUUUCACACUUUCCAGGAAAGGCCAGCGGACACCUGAUAUAGGCCAAAUGAAGCGUGCGGGAGCCUUUUCGUGGCUCACAAGAGGACCCCGCGGCAAGUGCGGCGAGACUGGGAGCGGCGCGCGAGGAGGCGCCCACAAAGCGCCCUCGCGGAGUCGGGCGGGGGUGCUCCCUGAGGUGACAGGAGGAAGCGGGAGGUGGAGGGUAGAGAGGAGGUCCCGCCCCCACCUCGCUCUCCUUUACGGGAAGUGAUGUGGGGCCAGACGGAAAAUACCCGCCAAGGACCCAAAAAGGGCCGGCAACGGGUGGACGCGGCGCGCACGCAGGCAGAGCGGCGCGGGCCCAGCGAGGUCCAGCCAGGCAAAAAGUAACCUUUUUGAAGAGGACAUGUGAUUGGACGUUGUCUAAUUGUUGAAGUGUUGGGAGCAACGUUUCCAAAGUUUUAGAAAAACAACCAACGACUUAUACUCUCUCCCUCAAGGUGAACCACUGAGUUCUUCAUUAUGUCUGAUGGAGACUAUGAUUACCUUAUCAAGUUUUUAGCUUUGGGAGACUCUGGAGUAGGGAAGACCAGUGUACUUUACCAGUACACAGAUGGUAAAUUUAACUCCAAAUUUAUCACGACAGUGGGCAUUGAUUUCAGGGAAAAGAGAGUGGUGUACAGAGCCAAUGGACCAGAUGGAACCAUUGGCAGAGGUCAGAGAAUCCACCUGCAAUUAUGGGACACAGCAGGGCAGGAGAGGUUUCGUAGCUUGACAACAGCAUUCUUCAGAGAUGCUAUGGGGUUUCUUCUGCUUUUUGAUCUGACAAAUGAGCAAAGUUUCCUCAAUGUCAGAAACUGGAUAAGCCAGCUACAAAUGCAUGCAUAUUGUGAAAACCCAGAUAUAGUGUUAUGUGGCAAUAAGAGUGAUCUGGAAGACCAGAGAGUAGUAAAAGAGGAGGAAGCAAGAGGACUUGCAGAGAAAUAUGGAAUCCCCUACUUUGAAACUAGCGCUGCCAAUGGGACAAACAUAAGCGAAGCAAUCGAGAUGCUCCUGGACCUGAUAAUGAAGCGAAUGGAACGGUGUGUAGACAAAUCCUGGAUUCCUGAAGGAGUGGUCCGAUCCAAUGGUCACACCUCCACAGAUCACUUGAAUGAAGAAAAGGAGAAGGGGAUCUGUGGCUGUUGAAGAGUCCAGUGAGCUACACAAUAACUCAAGUGGUCCGUGUCUGUGAUCUUUUCUAUGGGUGAUAUAUGUGGCACAGAGAGAGAUGAGCAGGCAUUAUGUACAAACUGCUUCUACCGUCCCACUUAGACCUCUCCAGUUUUAAAAUUCAUUUGCUGCAGCUUUUAAAUAUUUAAGAUUCAGCCCGAGAGUUAUGAGAAAUAUUUCACAUAGCCAAAAGUGCCUUAUAAGACCUUAACCCAUGGCAGGAGAUGGUUCAGAAUUGAGGAUUUUGUAGCUACAGAAGAGUGCAUUUAUUAUGUAGAAUGACUAAAGAUACCAUCACCUGCCUUAACAUACAUCAGUCCAGAGUCUAACACUCAAAAUCUUAGAUACAAUUAUAAAACUACCCAUCAGUCUUUAAUCCAAAUUAAAAAACCCACUUGUACUGUGGGUGACCUUGUAAAAUGCCAUCUAAACCACUUGAAUGUUAAAUAAGAAUAUACACAAACAUCAGUUCAACGUCCUUGAGUAUUAAUUUAUAUAAACAAUCUCUUUAAAAUGAAUAUAGCAUAAAUUAUGCUUAUAUCUGUAGACUCUGGAUAAAGUGGAUUGACCAAUUGUAUACUCACUGAGGUUCUUGUUGGUAGGAAAGGGGUUGGGGGUGAGGUUAGGGGUAUCUUAAUGUAGUGUGAGCAACUGAAGUGGGGCCUCUAGCUCCCUGCUAUAUUCCUACUGCUCUGAAGGGCUGAUUGAAGGAUCAGUGAAUUAGAUUUUUAUGGCUGUAUUUCAUUGUGAUCUGUGUGUUUAUACUUGGCCUACAUGCUGGCCACAUUUGAACAUAGCUGGUGCUUAUGCUGAAGUUAUUUGUGAUAAGUAAGCAUUUAGCUUCUUUUUUCUUUCAUAUUUAUAAUGUUGGUCUGGCAUCCUCAGACUGCAGUUUUAAUUAGCUUGUGAACUACUAAUCUUUUGUCUUCACCAUCAUGCUUUAUAUUAUUGAUAUUUGCAACUUGUUUUAUUUUUACAUUGGUGGAAUUAAAGGAAUUAGAUUUUAAUUGCAUAAAAUGUUUGCUAUUUGGUAGAAGAAAGCUGUAUUUAAGCAGUUACAUUAAUACUAUAACUCAAUAUAAGAAAAAUGAAGCCUUAAAUAGCCUAUAUUUUUUAUUUAGAUCACAGGCAUUUAUUGUACUCUCUGGGUCUUGCCAAGGUCAUGGAUUCCUCUGCAUUGUCUAAGUGUCUUUAUAUCAAUCAACUUUAAAAUAUGCUUAAUGGCAGGUGUUUAUAAAGGUCAUAGGGGAAAAUUCUUAUUUAUUAAAGAAAGUGGUUUAAGUAAAUUAGAUUAAAAUUUCCAAAGAACUUAAUGGUUAUUUAGGAAGAAUUACCAUUCAUUGUAAUUUAAACAAAGAAUAAAAAUAAAUGUAUUUUGUGGUGGCAAAUGAUUGGAAGAACUGUAAUUAGAAAAAUACAGCCAUGAUGGAAGUAAUUACUUUUACAUGGUAAUUUUCAAAUAGCUGUUUUUUUUUUUAAUUUUUAUUAUGUUAAUCACCAUACGUACAUCUUAGUUUUUGAUGUAGUGUUCCAUGAUUCACUGUUUGCAUAUAACACCCAGUGCUCCAUCCUAUUUCUUUGGUGCUUCCUUCCUACUACUCCCUUAAAAAACUUAGCUGUGAGUAAUGAGAUCUUAUAUAUUUCUAUCCUUGAAAUGAAGACUUCUUGUUAAUACUAAGAAAGUCAUUGAGUCCUGUGCAUUUGGAUUGUGUAUUCCAGUAAGGAAAAGAUCCAGACAUUACAAGGGCAGGGUCCUAAUCACAAACAGUGCCUUCUAAAGUUGCCAUAGACUUCAGUUUAGCAAAUCAUAAUUUUAUAGCUACGUAUCAGGCAGCAUUUUAUAUGGUCUAUUAUGUAGUUAAAAAGAAGACAAUAUUUAUAUGUUUCACUUUUUUCAAGAACCAAACAAGCAAUUAGCUACAUAUCCCAUUGGCUUUAAGCAUAAUACACAAACAUAUACAUGAUAUAGUGCACAUGCAAGAACCAUCCUUAACUAUUGAAAUAAAUAACCUGUAUUGUCUUUGAAAAUCCUUUGUUUGAAUUUGGUAUCAAAGUAUCAUUUUUGUGCAUCAGUGUAUUUUUCUAUUUAUAAGACUGUGUAAAAGUAAAGUGUAUCCUCAGUGAACUUUGUGCCAAGUAAGCUUAUAAUUAAAAAGUGGUCUCGUC